Messenger RNA from Dermacentor albipictus, 1977 nucleotides. RefSeq lists its product as uncharacterized. The record is from RefSeq and is a predicted model, not a curated record. NCBI's taxonomy places the organism in Eukaryota, Metazoa, Arthropoda, Arachnida, Ixodida, Ixodidae.
AAGUUAUCGCUACCUCCAUGUGGUCCAGUAUACAUGGCUUGCACUGACGUCACUUCCGCAGACGCCAAGUUUGUUUUCCGGCAUACUGGAGCACCACGCCGAACGUGCGCUGUCAACGCUGCGAGUCGUAUGCGAAUGGAAACGCUUUGCCAUGGCUAUUUGCGCAGUUGUAGGGUGUGCUAAUCGCAGCAAAAGCAGCUCGAGAAAGGAGUCUUCAAACACAAACCUUUUUCGCCUUCCGAAAGUUGUAGAACGGCAAGGUGAACGAACGAAAACGCUUAGCUCGAAGCGACGCAGCCUGUGGCUUGCGCGUAUCAAGCGUGCCGAUCUCAAAGGCGAUCUACCAAACAUCCGAGUGUGCGGCGCUCACUUCGUAACAAGGAGACCAGCGAAGCUCUGGGAAGAAGCAAGCCCGGACUGGGCACCAACACUUCUGCUAGGCUACAGAGCAAAGCAUGAAGGCAGUGCGCGCUACGAGCGUGCUGCGAGGCGACGGUUCAAGCUGGCGACUACCGAGGUCGACGCGGAGACCGCAGCUGGAACUUCUGGACUCGCCGCAACGCCACCCGAAAACCUGUGCGGCGGCGACGACGGCGACGACGCACACGCAGACGACAGCCCAUCACUGCCGCGAGCUGAAUGUGAAGGCCAGGCUGCAGAAAAUGAGUCAGGAGUUGCUGUACAGGCGGAGAUGACCAUGGCAGACAUUGCAGCAUUGGAGCAACAGUGCAAUGAACUAAAUGAUCAUCUCUAUGCCCUGCGUGCCCACAUUGACCAGCUGGAGUGGACUGAAGCAGCAUUCAGGAAGAACAAGGCCAAGGUCCUGUAUUACACAGGAAUGGCAAACUUCGACAUUUUAAAUGGCUUAUUUAAACUUGUGGAGUGCUAUGUCCAACAUGGUGUGAACAAUAGCCUGUCAAAGUUUCAGGAGUUUGUCCUCUUUCUAAUGAAGCUGAAGUUGAAUUUGCAGAAUGCUGAUCUUGGCUUUAGAUUUAGAGUUUCAGAGGCAACAGUGUCACGCAUUUUUCGUAAGUGGUUGUAUGUUGCAGACUGUCGGCUGAAGCCAUACAUUUCAUGGCCAGACCGGGUCACACUGCAGCAGACAAUGCCCCAGUCUUUCUUCGAUUCUUUUGGAGGUAAUGUGGCCACAGUCAUUGACUGUUUUGAAAUAAAAAUAGAACGGCCAUCGUCAUACGAGGCAAGAAGCGAGACAUGGUCGCAAUACAAGCAGAGCAACACUGCAAAAUUUCUGAUCGGCAUCGCUCCUCAGGGCGUCGUCACCUUCAUUUCAGAGGGUUGGGGGGGCCGCUGCAGUGAUAAGCAUAUCACGGAACAUUGUGGAAUUUUAGAUAACUUGCGCCCUGAUGAUGUUGUGCUUGCUGACCGAGGAUUUAAUAUCUCCGAGAGUGUUGGGUUCUAUUGUGCACGUUUGCAUGUUCCAGCCUACACUAAAGGCAAAAAACAACUGUCGGCAGAAGAAGUCCAGAGUACCAGAAAACUUGCCAACGUUCGCAUUCAUGUGGAGCGAGUUAUUGGCCUCAUAAGAAAUAAGUUUACCAUAUUGAAAUGCACUCUCCCCAUUGAGUACGUUACCCGCCGAGAAGGUGAUCACGCUCCGCCACUGGACAAAAUUGUCACUGUAUGCUGCGCUUUAUCCAAUCUUUGCCCAUCAAUUGUUGCCGAGCUGAAGGAAGCCAGUGGUGAAGUGGCCUUGCAUACCUCACAGCCUUAUUAGUGUGCGAGGCUUUCAUAAAUCUUUGCUCGUACCGUGCUAUUCAUUACGAUGUCUUUUAUUUUCAUGGAGUUUUUUCACUGGAACAAUCUCACUUCUAUCAACCUGUAUGCCUAAGGUAGAAAAUUUCUGAUGAAUGAGAAAAAUCACUACAUUACUCUGCAGUGUUACAAUCUUGCAUGUGCUUUGCUCUGUGUGGAGCAGAGAGCAAAAUGCCCCGGUAAAUAAAAUAUGCUUGACUUGUA